Mya arenaria is the source of this 1938-nucleotide messenger RNA. Its product is annotated as CCA tRNA nucleotidyltransferase 1, mitochondrial-like. The transcript is spliced from 8 exons. Gene Ontology annotation, biological process: RNA processing. NCBI's taxonomy places the organism in Eukaryota, Metazoa, Mollusca, Bivalvia, Myida, Myidae. Gene Ontology annotation, molecular function: RNA binding; nucleotidyltransferase activity. The coding region runs from base 140 to 1552 and encodes 470 amino acids. The record is from RefSeq and is a predicted model, not a curated record.
AAGAAAAUCCCGAAUUGUUACAAUUUUUAUUUUCUUUAUAUUCAAAGUAGAUAUAGUUGUUUGUAACCGAUACGGUAACCAAAAUUUUAUUCGAUAAAUUUCAACUGACGAAGCCGCGAAGGGAUCUGACCAAGCCUCAAUGUUCCAGAGUGGAUCGGUGAAAGCCAUUAUUCCUUGUUUCUCACAGUUCGUAGUUAAUGUGUGUCUUCCAUCAGUAAAAUGGCAUCGUAAAAUAGUACCUUAUAAACAGUGUUCAAACGUCAAAUAUUUUACAUCUAAUAAACAGUAUAACUCAAAGAUGAAAGGCAAAUUAAUCACAAUGAAGAUUGACACACCUGAAUACCAUGCCUUGUUUACCCCUGAGUUGAAGACAUUAAUUUCAAUGUUUGAGAAAAACCAGUAUGAGAUUCGGAUAGCAGGAGGGCCAGUGCGGGACUUGCUCAUGGGGAAGGCUUGUCAUGACAUAGACCUGGCGACAACAGCGACUCCCACACAGAUGAAGGAGAUGUUUGAGCUGGAAGGGAUCAGGAUGAUCAAUAAGAAGGGUGAAAGUCAUGGCACCAUCACCGCCAGAAUCAAUGACAAGGAGAACUACGAAGUGACAACACUGCGAAUAGAUAUUCGCACAGACGGUAGGCAUGCAGAGGUUGAGUUCACAAAAGACUGGCAGCUAGACGCCAACAGGAGGGACCUCACUAUCAAUGCUAUGUUCCUAGGAGUGGAUGGAACUGUGUAUGACUACUUCAACGGUAUUGAGGAUGUAAAGAAGAGGAAGGUGAGGUUUGUUGGCGAGCCUGCUGACCGUAUUCAGGAGGACUUUCUCCGCAUACUCCGAUACUUCAGGUUUUACGGUAGGAUUGCUGAGGGGCCAGAUGAACAUGAAGAGGCCACGCUAACUGCUAUACAGGCAAACGCGGAUGGUUUGAAAGAUAUAUCUGGGGAGCGUAUCUGGACAGAGCUGAAGAAGAUCAUAGUGGGCAACCAUGCAGCCAGCAUCCUGAAAACCAUGGUUCAGACAGGCAUCACACAGUACAUAGGUCUGCCAUCACAGUUGAACUUGGAGGAGCUGGAGGCUGUUUGUGAGCGGACUGAUGGCACUGACCCUGCCCCCAUGACACGUAUAGCAGCCUUGUUGUCCAACACUGAACAGGUAUACCAGUUGAAUGAGAGGCUGAAGGUGUCUACAGAGGAGUUGAAGACGUGCUUGUUUGUAGUGACCUACCGGGACAGACCUGAGACAGAGCCUGUUUUCCGCCACUACCAGCACCUUGUGGCCGGCCUUUCUGGUAAAGACAGCCGCACACAACUACGGGCAAUUGAAUUACUCAAAUAUAAGGGCAACAGUGAUGCCAGGACUGCUAUUGAAAACUGGACCCAGCCUAGACUUCCAGUCACUGGUAAAGAUUUGAUUGACAUGGAUUUAAAGAAAGGACCGACAUUUGCCAAGUUGUUGAGUGAGUUGCGACUGUGCUGGAUAGAAAGUGACUUUCAGCUGUCUCGUGAAGAGCUGGUAGAUAAGAUACCGGCGUUGUUGAAGGACAUUAGAUCUUGAUCUCUAUUUUAUUAAAGUAUGUUUUGUUUACAUGUAUUUGUACAACAAUGGAAAUGUUUUUUGUAAGCUUUAUUUGACAGGAUGAAUUAUGUGAUCCACCAUUGUUGGACAAGCCGGGGGCUGCAAUGUGACAUUUGGUCUCCAACUUGUAUCAAAUACUGUGCAACAUGAAAGACCUUAAUGUGUAUCUUUAUUUGAGACAUGUAUAAUUGUUCAUUGUCAUUGUAAUGUUGAUAUAAAUACCUCCAAAACUAUCUGCUCUAAUUUCAAUAGGGAAAGUUCCAUCCAAAUACACCUACUGGUAAAUGGUUGCAUUUGCAAACUUGAAAUGGCAAUGAAAAUCAACUGUGAUUUCAAAUAUUUCAGGUAAUAAAAUUUGAAUGUCG